Molecule: messenger RNA, 8313 nt
Organism: Paramormyrops kingsleyae
Lineage: Eukaryota; Metazoa; Chordata; Actinopteri; Osteoglossiformes; Mormyridae
Source: RefSeq, a predicted model, not a curated record
CGUAUAAGUGGGUUAAAAUGCUUUGGGUUAAAAUUUCAGUAUAGGUUGAUAGCUUGAAGCAUUUGUCAAGACGGACUUAAUAGUUUAAUUGAGUUUCGACGACAUUAGUGCUUACAGGUCACUCGAGCGCGCGCCUGCCCUUUUCUCCAUAUUUAGUGUUUUUUUGUAGAUCGUGAUUGUGGGUUAAAACACUUUUAAUAGCCAUGCACAUCGCCAAACUGCCAGGCUCCGACGCACUUUCAGCACGAAAACACUAUGAGCUCUAUAAAUGAUACAUUGUUGAUAAAUAACGUGAACGCUUUAGUAAAAGAUGGUUUGUCUUGUCUAGUAGUAGUACGUUUGCCAGGUAAUAUUUACCACCAAAGCAUGUCUCCGUAUAUAAUGCUGUAUAUAUCCCUUGACUGCUUCGUGUGUCUUUGAAAUUAAUUUCUCUGGCUUGAGCAAAACAAUGCUCAUUUACUUAGAAGAAUUUAAAUUUUUUCCAUGUUGUAUUUCACUAAAUAACUAUUGUAGUGGUAUAGAAAUGACAAUUAGGGGAAUGUCGAAUGUUGCUGUCAGUUCCAGGCCUGCUUCUUGCAAAUUAAGUAUUUAGAAUUAUGAAUAUUGGUGGGAUACAAGUCUAUGCAGACAAAUACAGUACCAGACAAAACCUUCGAUGUGCCAAGUCCCCUACAAAGGAAAUACAACAGGAGGAGGAAUGAGAAAAUGACUGCAGAACAAUGACGGAAACGGGGUCGUGCAGUUCUGUAAAGCCAACCGACGACGGCCGGAAGACAUGGUCUUUUCGCAGCUCCACCAUAGCCAGGAGACCUGUGCUCAUGGAGCCGGACAUACAGGAACCUAACGCCGCUCCGGCCCGGCGCAGUGUCCGGCGCAUCAAGCGCACGGACAAGCUGCUGCAGUUUCUGUCAACUGCAAAAAGAGGCAGAGGGGCUAGGAGGCAGGCCCCCCCGUGCUCGGAGCGCUGCCAGCCUUCUUACCAGAUAGUGACCGCUGAUGCUGAAAGCACAUCUGAGCCAAACUCCCUUGAAGGUCACAAAGCCAAGGGUCCUGGGGAGACCUCCGCCAUCAGAAUGACUGCAGAGAGGAUGGCUGACCAGAGCCGACGAGCCAGGCGUGUUUCAGGCACCGGGAGUAAUAGCACAGACACGGAAGACAGCGAUGAGUUGACACUAAAAGAGCUGCAGGACCUUCUGAAGAAGCGCAAGAAGGGUGAGGCCAAGGAAGCAACAGGGCCCAGCUCAUUAGUGGCAUUUGAGCUGGAGAGCAAGAGACAGGAGGCCCAUGUAAGGGAACCUGACUCAGUGCAGCAUGCUGGUGGACAGGUUCCCAGAGGAGUGACUGUGGAGGCCACGCUGACUGAGGUGGGCCCACAGUCAAAAAUGGGAGGGAAACCCAGCAGGUGGAGAGAGAGGAGUGAAGAGCAGGAGGAAUACAUGGAGGAAGAGGAGUCUAGUCAAUCCGAUCCUGAUGCACUUUAUUGCGUUUGUAGGCAAAAACACAAUGAAAGUGCCUUGGCUUUUUGCAGGUUCAUGAUAUGCUGUGACUGCUGUGAGGAGUGGUUCCAUGGUGACUGUGUGGGCAUCACAGAGACAGAGGGACGGCAGCUGGAGGAAAAUGGCGAGGACUACAUUUGUCCCGGUUGCACAACACAGACAAUCCUUCCUGAUGAUACAAGUGUCCCAUCAGCCAAUGCUUGUGGUGGAAUAGGCACAACAAUAAAUCAGCCAACCACAGAAAUAAUUGGGCUACCCAAGUGUAUUGGGCCGGGCUGCAGGAAAAAUGCGCUGCCAGACUCCGUUUACUGCAGUAGUGACUGCAUUGUCCGGCACGCCGCAGAAGCUAUGAAGAAUCUGACUAACGUGAAGGAGCCCCGACUGAGACCGAAGCCAGACUUAAAAGUGCGGACUAAACUGGCACGGGGGAGCACUCCCAAGGACCAGAAGAGGUCUGUCCACCGAAGGCCGAUGAGUCACGGAGAGACGUUCAGCAGAGCAGAGGAGAAGCAUGACUUAUGCAGCGAUGAGGAGUGGGUGGAGGUGGACCAGAAGACACCUUACUGCUUCACGGAGCAUCAUGAAUACACAGUAAAGCUAAACAAGACCUCUACAUCUUUGUUUGAAAGGGAACAUGCAGAGGAAGAGUUCAAGAAGGUGCCUGUUUGCACUCAAAAUCCAUUCAUAACUGGUUCCCAGUCUCCUGAGUGUAGCAGGAAGCUCACAUCCCAGGGAGAUGCAGUGACUAGGGGGUACUGGCAGUCACCUGGAAACAGUGCUGGUGCUUCCCAAAAAUGCCCUCCCCCUCCUGCCGUGUAUUGGGGAAGCCUGGCUGCAGCCGUGGGGGAUACUCCUACUUCUCAGCUGUCGGCUUCACUUCCCGCUCACUGUCCUGUCUCCAGGGUGCCGAGUUUCAGCAGGGCUACCUACACUAUACCAAAAAGGCAUCUCCAUCUGCCCCUCUGCAAUCAGCAGCUAACCAGCACUCAGAUACCCUCCAGCUCUGUCUCAUCCGACGCGGCUCGCCCUCCACCAGUGUCCCUGGGCUUUCCAGUUCAAUCCAGGCCCCCCCAAACCAACACGAUGAGGCAAAGUAUCUGCCGCUCUUUCACAGAGAUCUUGUGCAAGAGGGUCAGUGACAGUGAUGACCUAGAAAUACCUGAGAGUGAAAUGGAAAGGCUUGCUUUUAGUAUUGAGAAGGAAAUGUUCAGCGUCUUCCUUGAUACAGACAGGCACUACAGAAAUAAAUACAACUCGCUUAUGUUCAGCCUGAAGGAUCCUAAAAAUAAGAGCCUGAUUUAUCGUGUUGUUAAGGGCGAAGUCACUCCUUUCCUCCUAGUGAGGCUGAGUUCUGAGCAGCUGUUGUCUGUGGAGAGAUCAGGACAUGAACAUGGGGAGGAACACAAAGAGUCUUGUUUUUCAGUUUCUGCAGACAGUCAAAGCAUGGUUGGUCCUGCCUCGGGCACUCAUUGUAGCCUGGUGAAGACCCCCACUGCUGAGUGCAGGAGUAAUCCAUCUGACUGUAACUCCAAGAUCAGGGCAGAUCAAAUGCCAGAUGAAGAGGAGCCAAACAUAUCCAGGUUCUCUGUAUCUUCUGCUGCUCAGCAAUUGGACCUAACUGUAAAGCAAGAUGGCUGGCCUUCUGGUGAAGAAGGUUCUUCUGGGGAACGGACUUCAGAUAAUCAGCCAGCAAGAAACAAACCUGUCAUCUCCCCUAAGGAUAUCCCAACCACAAUUACAUCUUCAUCUUUAAUUACGUCUUCAGCCGCCAUCAGCCGCCCAGGGCCAUCUUCUGCAACAAGUCAGGAACUGAGUCCUGUUGGCAGUUUGGCGACCUCCACCAUUUGUACCACCACUGAGUCAGUGACUGAGAUCAAACCAGUACAGUCCCUGAAUACACACUCCCCUCUCUCUCCUUCCAGAUUCCCCCAGCUGAAUCUAGCAUCUUUGCCUCACUUCACCUUUGAUUCCUCCAUCAGUAUGGCAGUUCCGCCCCAGAACAGGGACACCGCUCAGUUUCUCUCUGAGCAGCCGGUUCUCUGGAAAGGCUCUGUCAACAUGCACACCGUCACCAAGUUUGCUGCCAAGGCUUUUUUGGUCUCUGGAUCUUUUGAGUACCUGGAAAAGAAUUUGCCGUGCUCUAUACAGAUUAAUGGCCGUAUCUCCCCUAGCACAGUGUGGGACUAUGUGGGGAGGCUUAAGGCAUCUCUGUCAAAGGACUUGUGCCUCAUUCGUUUCUGCGCAUCAGUGGGAGAGGAGGAAAGGGCCUAUGUCUCGCUGUUCUCUUAUUUGAGCAGUAGAGGACGUUUUGGGGUGGUGGCCAAUAACAACUCGCACAUCAAAGACCUCUAUAUCAUUACACUAAAUGCCAAAGCCCCCAUCCCCUCCAAACUAUUACCUUUUGAAGGACCAGGACUGGAGUCAAGUCAUCCUGAUCUUCUUCUUGGGCUGGUCAUCUGCCAAAAGCCAAAGUGCUCUGCAGUCCUUUCAGAGAGCAAGGAUAAGAUACCAAAAGUUAAAAUCAUUGCAUCAGAAGAAGCUGCUCUCCCAUCUCAACAGCCUGUUCCCAGAUCUGGCAUGAAGCAUGGGAACGUAGAGCUGCUUGAUACCAAAGUAUCCUGUACAAGUCCAGAUUCCUCUGUCUGCAUUCACCCCCCUGUUUCCUUACAAAGUUCAUUUCUGACAUCACCAGCUGUGACACAGCAUUCAUCUGUCAGGUCGCCUUCUAAAAGUAGUUUGGUUACAAAUUCUCCACCCUCCACAUCUGAUAUUUCACCAUCUUCUGCUCCCCGUAAUGCAUUAUUUUUAAAGCAGAGGCAUAAUGAUGGUGCCUCAUCUCAUGGCUCUGUUGUUGAAAUCAUAAAACCUAAAGUCUGUGAUCCAGUAGAGCAAAUAUUUGAUCAGAUUUGCAAAGGUGAGGAAGAUGAUGAUAAUGACAGACCAUGCGAUCCAGAGAAAGAGUAUAAUACAGGGAUGGACAUGAAUGAAAUCAGGAGUAAUAGAGACAGUGUGAAUGAAUUUGCAGUGAAUCAAUCUACUGAUGCUUCAGCUGUCAAUGUUGAUGAUGGAGCCUAUGACCCAGAGGAUGGAAGUAUCUUUGAGGAAUUGCAAAGCCUCACUAUGGACAUCACAGCCCAAGUGAUGAAUUCACCCGACAGCAGAACUGCCUCUAGAAGUGACGUCUCAGUGCUGAUGGAAAAAAAGAAAAUGCUGGAGAAGCUGAACAAGGAAAUUGAAUUACAGAAACGGCAGCUGGAAGAGCAGGAGGAAACACUGCGUCAACAGAGAGCAGCCAUUGGCUUGUCUAUGGCCCAUUUUUCUGUUUCUGAUGCUUUAAUGUCACCACCUUCAAAGUCCAUACAGCUAAACAGUAGGCUGGUAGGGCUAGGCAGAAACCCAGUGGGACUACUGUCAAAGCAUUCAGCAGCACUAACAAUAGGCAGUAUAAGUAGUUCUAAAAAGAGCGAUAUCUUACACGAAACCACAAAUACAAGCCUGAUAUCCCAAUUUCUGCCAAAAGAGAAGACUUCUGCACAGGCAAACGUUUCAUGUGCAUACAGAUCAGAAGCAACCAUACAGCCACCAUCCCAGAAAGUUUCUUUCCUUGAUACCGAAAGUGCAGAAAUGUGCAAUCCAUUGUUUCACAAGAAAGAAGAUCCUCAAAUGGAAAAAGCUACACUUCAAAAACACAUCAUUAAAGCUGUGGAAGAUGGAAAAAAUUAUAGCGAGGAUGAGAUGGAAAGUAAUUCAUAUGUCUCUUGGGAAAAUUCAGCACACAUUUUAAAUACUUUAAGUCCUAAGUCCCAGACGACUUCUACCUUCAUGCCUGACACACAAUCAUCACAGCUUCCUGGAAUCACAAACUAUCUGGGUGAUAAUCGCGACCCUCUUAUUCCAACUGUGGGACUGGAAAACCAUGACUUUGGGACCACUUGGGAAAUGCCACCUCCUAUAACAUUACAGAAUCAAAUGGGGCAACACAAAGUACAGAAUGAAAGUGACCAGACUGGGCCCUCAGAUAUAUAUCCUCCUUUCCAGAACGACUUGAGAGACACUCAACAGCAGUCUAAUAGUUCUCAAAAAUUUGUAAAUAGAUCCAUCAUGGGACUAAGAGACGAUACCAAAUGUGAACAUACAGACCAAAGAUCACCUUCUCAGAACAUGAGACAGAUGGACCGUCAUUCAAGAGAAGCUACAGAAUGCCAAGUGCCUUCUCAGAUUUUUGAUGGGCAGAGACAUUCAUACCAAUCAAGGUUUAAAAAACCUAGGUCCGGUGUUAAUUAUUCUAGAACUAAUGUCCCUAUCCAUUCCGGUAGGACUCACCAGAACAAUUUUGGUGGUAGAGACCCUCAUUUUCCUGAUCUGAGAGUUUUCUCUUCCUCUAACUUAAUGAGCCAUGAGCCUCGGAAGCCUUUGUUAGAUACACCAAAAGACAUUGAGCUUCAAUAUCCUAACCACAAAAAUCAUUUUCUGAAUGAGAUGGAAAAUCAUAAUGUACAUGAAUCCUUGUGCAUGAGCCGAGACGCAUAUAUUUAUUCUCAAGAUCUUUAUAGUGUGCCUGCUCACAACAUGAGUGACUGGGGUAAAGGACCAGUGGAUAAUCCAUUUCCUCAGAGUCAAGAGAUGCCCUCCUCUCAACAUAGAGGGUCCUUUAGAGAUUACAGAGGGUUUCGCCCUUCUACACUCCAAGUGAAAGUAAGUCCUUCAUCCUCACAAUGUAGUGGUCCUCUAAACCAGCCCACUAAUCAUUUUUCAGGCUCUACUGAGCAAAAACAAUUCAAUUUUCAGCACCAGCAUCUUCCAUUGGAAGCAAGACCAACGCGGCGGUCUGGCCCUUUACUUCCUACGCCUCCUGAAUAUUUAAUUCAGAUACCUAAGCACAAUGGUCAGAGUUCAGGCUUUUAUUAUCAAGGCCACUGUAAUCGCUAUCCUGAUGUGGGGAGAAAAAGCACUUUCAGUAACAAUUCAGAGUUGGGGAACAAUGGAAUUAGGCUAAGGAGAGCGAGCGCAUUUCAGAGUGGCCGCCAUGAAAAGGAGAGUUUUAAGUAUUCUGAAGACUGGAGAAGAGAUCAGGGUGGAUUUGACAGCAAAGCAUGGACAACUGAUCUAGAAGUGGAUAAACCAGGAAGACCAGAAAGAUACCAAAAGAGAGACAGCAGAGGCAGGACAAAAGAUGAUGAUAUGAAGAGGGAAAACUAUCUCAAAAGACAUCAGAAAGGAGACAGAGACCGGAAUAGAGAGUGUGACCGCGACUUUGCGAAGGACCGAGACCGAGCACGUAAUCAGUCAAGAAGCAGAGACAGGGACCUUAGGAAACAUCUUGGACAUGACCGAACCAGAGGCCAUAGACCGGACAUGAAGAGAGAUAAAGACACUAGUAAAGUAGACACUAGUACUAUGUUACAAACAAAGAAAAAAAGGAAGGACCUGAAGUAUGAAAGUUGAAAGAAGAAUUGGGGGCCAGAAACAGAUUACUAUUGACAACAUUCCAGUAUCUCGAAAAUUUAUUUUGUCUAGAUGCUAAUUGAUAAUGGGCAUAAAUUAUGCACAAGAACCUAUAUAAUUUGGAAUAGGUUCUUCAGUUUGUAUAUUUUUGUUGCAUGUUGUUUGUCAAAAAGUUUUUCUAAUUUCAUCAUUUUAUUUGCCUUUGCACAACAUGAAUUUUGAUCUCAAUGGAGAGGCGCAGAAUACUUACAAUGUAGACUUGUAAUACAUCGGAUGAAAUGCAGUAUUUAUAAAACACUGCUUAAAUAGAUGUGUAAAUAAACAUCAUAGUACUUUAAAAUUAAUCUAUAUUAAAAUUGCAGAGCACAUGGGUUAGCAUUUUCUUGCAAGAUGUAAAAUGCAAAGCAGAAACCAAAGCAGCAGAGAUACGGCUACUAUUUGAACGGUUUCGUAGACUGUACUCUGGAGGGAGGCCUUAAAUCCAAAACUACAACCCAUGUCAUAUAUGUAUGUGUAACAGUAAUUCCAACAACAGCUGCAAAUGUGACAGUUUUUCUUAUUACAAAACAGCCUUGAUUUCCUCAAUUCUGUAGCUAUUCCGUUUUUUUUUUUUUGUUUACUUAAUUUGUAAAGAAUGAAAAGAAAUCAUCACAGCUACAACAUUGCGGAACUUAAUCAUCAUCUGUCAAAAAUGUCACUUCAUAAGGAAUUAUAGCUGAUGAAUAGUACGAGUUCAAAGUCAGAAAUUGUAUCUUGCAUUUCACAACUAUUUCAGAAGUUCUGUGUGUUGAGGUAUUGAGAAUAGAACUUCAAAGUUUUUUUUUUUGUGGUAUUGGAAAAAAAAUUGAUAUGAUGACUCUUGUCUGUGUUCCUCUGCAGAAGAGCAUCCUCAAUAAGGGAAGCUAAUCUUCUGCACUUCUCAAAAUCAUCCAGAGAUGGCACUAUAUGUCCAUGUUGGAAGAAAAGAACAAUUGUGAACACCAUCUGUACUGCAUACAAGAUUGUUUUUUUUUAUACAAGGAAACCCACACGAAUCACACGCCAGUGUCAUUUGGCAAUAAAUCAUCUCAGUAGCCAAUGCAAUGUUUGUUAGCACCAUAUUUUUAUUUUGUAUUUACUGCUGGGGCAUAUUUAAAUAAUCCAAUCACAUAUUACAGUUUCUUCACAUAUAAUUGUGUGUUUAUGUGGCGAAAAUCAGUGUUGAAUUACUAACAACUGGAAUGCAAAAAUUCAAUAUAGUGUUGGAUACUUAGAAAAGAAUGAUUUACUGAAAAGUGGCUUUAUUCAAUCUUUCUUACAACAUGGUGCUAUAGCAUUUACUGUACAUACUGUACAACACUCACCCGCAAGUAAUAAAUAUUAUUUAAAAGAA